UAGCAGUGGUGUUUAUCUAAAAUCCACAAAGCUGGUGAUGGCUAAAACAGUACCUGGAUUGUAGAUUCUAGGCCGAAAAGAUAUUCUAAACUUGGGAUAUUUUACCCAUAUUUGGUUAGUCCGCCGGAUAAGUGUAACAGUGUAAUCCGAAAACAAGCCAAAAUAAUCGAUUUCACCAGAUAAUAUUUGGCGACUAUAAAUUCUCGUCGGCGAUAAAAUGUAGACUAAAACUGCGCAGGCUCUUGUCCUGCUGGAAACCCACUGUUUCCAACGCGCUUUUACGAAAUUAAUGUGGACCCCUCGCAGAGAAUGUUAAUUCAUAUCAAUCCUAGAGAUCCCUACAAAACUAUAAUCCCUUUUUUUGUCAGUGCCGACGAAAUGAUGAGCUCAAAUCUCAUUCAGUGCUCAAUGCACGCAGUUGGGUAUUCCAAAUGAAGCAUUUAAGCUUGUUUUGACUUCGAUUCUGAUUAGAACUGCAAGUUAGCGAUUGGUAUAGAUGUGGAUUUUGGUGAUAAGGGUUGGAUUGCUGUGAAUUCAGCUUCUGCUAUCGUUAAGUCAAGAGAGGUGGGCGGAGCUGUGAGGUGAAAAUUAUGGCAGCUCAUUGGGUUGCCAGUUGAGAGGAUUUCAUUGCUAAUUUAUACCAUCUCUCGGCCCAAAUUAAGCAUCUUGAAUUCUGAUGCUGUGUUACAUAUUUGAUGGGGACUGUUGGCACUGCUGUUGAACAAAUCCUGUUAGCUGCAAAUAAUGCAAAGCUACAUGGAGGAUUGUGUUUGAAAAUUGGUAGGCUUGUCCAUAAGGUCAUCAAAAUAUUUCCAUCUUUAGAAGCAGUGCAACCAAGAUGCAUGCCAGGCAUACAGUCCUUGUGUGCUUUGAACCUAGCACUUGAUAAGGCAACGUCCCUUAUCCAACACUGUGCUGAUUGUAGCAAACUGUAUCUGGCAGUUACUGGGGAUUCUAUCCUGGUAAAAUUUAUAAAGAUCAAAGAUUCAUUGAAUCGAAGUUUAAGUGAUCUUGAAGAAAUGGUACCACGGGAUUUAUCCAGGCAGAUUGCUGAAAUUGUUAAAGAGAUUGAAGGAACAACAUUUGCAUUGGAACCACCAGAGAAGGAAGUUGGCAAUGCCAUUAUUGCUUUACUGCAACAGAGUUCUGGCAGUUGUAGCAAUUUUUCAGAACUAGAGGUUUUCAAUCAGGCAGCUGAUAGGUUGGAUAUAGGCUCUCCAAGGGCUAUGUUGAAAGAGAGAAGAGCCUUAAAGAAACUUCUUGAUAAAGCUCAGGCUGAGGAAGAUCAGAGAAAGAUAUCUGUUAUCAUUUAUUUCUUACAUCUUCUGAAGAAAUCUACAAAACGUUUUAGCUAUGAUAAUCUGGACUAUGAUUCUGAAAACUCCAAUGCACGGUUGCAAUCAAGUAGAAGAGUUGCAAGUGAAGCAAAUUCUGGAAGAAAAAGUAAUGUAAGCAUAUCUGGACUUCCACUAGUGGGUUGGACCACCAAAGAAAGCAUUAACAAUUCAGACUAUACACCAAUGCCUCCAGAGGAAUUUAGGUGCCCAAUCUCAUUGCAGUUAAUGUUUGAUCCUGUAGUCAUUUCUUCUGGCCAGACAUAUGAACGAAUGUGUAUAGAAAAGUGGUUCAGUGAUGGCCAUGAUACAUGUCCAAAGACACAGCAAAAACUAUCACAUCUUUCAGUCACUCCCAACUACUGUAUCAAAGCUCUGAUUACCAGCUGGUGUGAAAAGUAUGGAAUUAGGGUUCAAGAUCCACUUUCUCAGCCUACCCCUACAGCACCUUGGGCUUCAGACAUGGGUUUUGAGAUCCUUUUGCAUCCAAAUGAUGACUGUAAGAAAGAUGUCAAAAUGAUCCCCUCAGUUGACAACAUUGUUGCCUGCAUUGUUGAGGAAGAGGAUGACAAUAUGCCAGAUAGCAGCAAUUUGAGUGAUAGUUUGCAUUGUGAUUCUCCCCUUUCACAGGAAAAUCAGGAAUCAAAUGAAAAUAAUGAUGCAAAUGCCCCUUCGUCAUAUGAUAUAAUUGACUCUGACAUGAUAGACAGAGAAAAUUUUAUGAAGUAUGAAACAUUGCUUACAAGUCUGAUGACACCACCACUUGAAUCUCAAUGUCAAGCAGCAGAAAAGGUCAAACUUAUCUUGGAUGAUGAUGAUAGAGCUUGCCAUUACAUUGAUGCCAAAGGAAUUAUUCCUGCUCUUGUGUGUUUCUUGCGGUCUGCAAAUGAUGCCUCUGAUAUCAAGGCACAACAGACUGGAGCUUUGGCUCUGUUAAGCAUUGCAAGAACUGAUAGGAACAAGGGAUUGAUCUUAUCUGCAGGGACAUUGCCCCUUCUGUUGGAUCUUAUCCAUUCUGAAGCAAUUGAAGCUGCAUUAGCAGUUAUGCUAGCAUUGUCCAAUUUGGAGGAGAACAAGAGUAGUUUUGUUGCUUCUGGAGCAAUUCCUUGUCUUCUUGAGCUGCUGGAAUCAGAAGAUGGCCAUUCUCAGCACAGCGCUCUAAAUAUUUUAUAUAAUUUGUCAUCAAUAUUAUGGGAGUUGUCGAAUGCCAUUCCUGCAUGGUCUGUUUCCAAGCUGGUUCAACUUCUUGGCAAUAGUGAACAUACAGAUAAAUGCAUCACAAUUUUACAUAACCUUGCUGGUAGUGAAGAGGGAAGAGCAACAAUUGUGAGAACUGAAGGAUGCAUUCUAGCCAUAGCUGAAUUGCUUGAUACAGGCAACCUUGAAGAACAGGAGCAAGCAGUAGACAUUCUCCUCUUGUUAUGCACAAAUAGUUUCGAAUAUAGUCAUUUGGUGUUAAGAGAAGGUGUUAUUCCAUCCUUGGUUACCGUGUCUAUUACAGGAAGUCCAAAUGGAAUGGAGAAGGCACAGAAAUUGCUAGAGUAUUUUAGAGAGCAGAGAUUAAGGAGUUAUUCAUGGAAGCCUUCUCAACCAGUUAUAUCAAUUUCAGAAACAUUUUUUGAUGAAGAUUUGUCAUUGGGAGAAAGAAGUAAAUCAACUAAAAAGGCUUCCAAGAAAACUCACAAAGGAAGAAGUUUCUUCUCAAAACUCAGAUUUUUGCUUCCUACUUGUGGUAGAAAAUGAUGACAAUAUAGGAAUAAUAUUAUCACCUUUCAAAUUCACCUCAAAUUUAUUUCAAGCUGGUUCUUUCCUUGUAGGGUUUCACAUCUCACCCAUUGUCAGUACCAUAAAACUCUCCCUGUUUUCUUUAGCUAAGUAAGCUUUUGAAUCGUGUUGGGGCUUGCUGAUUUAAGGUUGUUGUACACAAGUUUUAAAGGACAUCAUGAAUAAGUUGAUACAAAAGGCUUGCAGUUUCCCUCGAUGAAACAGAGAGAGAGAGAGAGCAUGACAACUUUUCUAUUCGGCUAUUUUUGUUUGUAAAAUACACUGAGGAUCUAGAUGUAGUUUCAAAAUUCUUGUGUUCACAUGCAUUCAUUAUUCUUUAAAUUGUUUUGGGACAAUUGUGCACAUUCACUCCUAGUUUUGUGCUCAAUCCUCUGGUUGUUUUUCAUACAUAGUAUAUAUACGUUGGGUUUUUUAUUGUUUUCUUGAAUACAGCCCAAUUUUCUCUCUUA
This is a messenger RNA of Cryptomeria japonica (Japanese cedar), 3568 nucleotides long. RefSeq names its product U-box domain-containing protein 7. Gene Ontology annotation, molecular function: ubiquitin-protein transferase activity; protein binding. The record is from RefSeq and is a predicted model, not a curated record. Gene Ontology annotation, cellular component: cytoplasm; nucleus. Gene Ontology annotation, biological process: cell surface receptor signaling pathway; protein ubiquitination. The coding region runs from base 696 to 3077 and encodes 793 amino acids. Lineage: Eukaryota; Viridiplantae; Streptophyta; Pinopsida; Cupressales; Cupressaceae. The transcript has 7 exons.